Molecule: messenger RNA, 2210 nt
Organism: Punica granatum (pomegranate)
Lineage: Eukaryota; Viridiplantae; Streptophyta; Magnoliopsida; Myrtales; Lythraceae
Source: RefSeq, a predicted model, not a curated record
CUCACUCCCCCCCUCUCUCUCUCUCUCAUCUUCCCCUUCUUUCUCUCUCUUCUUUGCGUCACUUCCAUUCUCUCUCUCCCCCCUCUCUCUCUCUCCUCUGUCCUGUUUCUUCUGUACCGUCGUUGAUUGCCGCAACCUCUUCCCGGUCAACUGCGGUGAUCUGACUCAGAUGACUCGCCGCUCCGAUCCAUCGACGGUACAAUUCCUCUCGCGUUCCUCUCAGAUCCGUUCCCUUGUGAUUAUGUUCUUAUAAGCUCUGAAUUGGGUAGCCCAGAUGCUGGGUGAUUGCUGAAUCAUAGGGUUUACGCUUCCGCUAUUCCCGACCAAUGAUUCCUCGGGUUCUUUGAUUGAAUCCCCUAGCUCAACCGUCCCUGAUCCGGGGCCUGAUUGGCGGUUUCUUAGGGUUAGGGUUCGCUUUUUAGGAAAUGUUCAAGAAGAUCAUAAAGGGUGGGAACCGGAAGCCCUCGAAGUCCGACCCGAAUAGCACUUCCUUAUAUGGAUAUAGCCAGCCUGGGAAUCGGAACUCGGGCUCGGCGUUGGCCCCAAAUGUGGUCGUUAACCACGCCUCACGGGGAGGUGCAGGGGCCCCUACCCCGCCUGGUGGGGUUGCCGCUCCAGUUAUGGCUCCACCUUCGGGCACCAUCGAGCCCUUGCCCGCCUUCCGCGAUGUGGCAGUUGCAGACCGACAAAAUUUGUUCCUUCGGAAGCUGCAGAUUUGUUGUUUCCAGUUUGAUUUCACGGAUACAAUGAAGUCGGUUCGUGAGAAAGAAAUAAAGAGGCAGGCCCUUAUGGAGCUGGUUGAAUAUAUACAGUCAGGGUCUGGAAAAAUUACAGAGCAUUGUCAAGAGGAGAUGAUAAGGAUGAUUGCGGUGAACAUUUUCCGGUGCUUGCCGCCAGCUUCUCAUGAAAAUACAGGUCAGGAAAAUGCCGAACCUGAAGAGGAGGAUAUGUAUUUGGAGCCCUCCUGGCCCCAUUUGCAGCUAGUUUAUGAGCUGCUGUUGAGAUAUGUUGUUUCCUCGGAUACUGAUACGAAGGUUGCCAAAAGGUACAUUGAUCAUUCCUUCGUGUUGAAGCUGCUUGAGUUGUUUGAUUCUGAGGACCCGAGAGAGCGGGAGUAUUUGAAAACGAUUCUCCAUCGUAUAUACGGGAAGUUCAUGGUGCACCGCCCUUUUAUAAGAAAGGCGAUCAAUAACAUAUUUUAUCGGUUCAUAUAUGAGACAGAGAGGCACAGCGGUAUUGGUGAGCUUCUUGAGAUUCUUGGGAGUAUUAUCAAUGGUUUUGCACUUCCGAUGAAGGAGGAGCACAAGUUAUUCCUUGUUCGAGCCCUCAUUCCUUUGCAUAAACCGAAGCCGAUAGCAGUGUAUCAUCAACAGCUGUCAUACUGCAUUACCCAAUUCGUUGAGAAAGAUUAUAAGUUGGCUGACACAGUCAUAAGGGGAUUGAUUAAAUAUUGGCCCGUGACGAAUUGCCAGAAGGAAGUUCUCUUCCUUGGGGAACUAGAAGAAGUGCUCGAGGCAACGCAGGCUGCAGAGUUUCAGCGGUGCAUGGUUCCCCUGUUCAGACAGAUUGCUCGCUGCCUUAAUAGCCCUCAUUUUCAGGUCGCAGAGCGUUCCCUCUUCCUAUGGAACAAUGAGCACAUCGUGAGCCUAAUCGCCCAGAAUCGUACCGUGAUACUCCCAAUCAUAUUCGAAGCUCUGGAGAGGAACAUCGAGAGCCACUGGAACCCGGCGGUUCACGGGCUGACUGUCAAUGUCCGGAAGAUGUUCAUGGAGAUGGACACGGAGUUGUUCGAGGAGUGUCAGAGACAGUACGAAGAGAAACAGGCCAAGGCCAAGGAGGUAGAGGAGCAGCGGGAACUAACAUGGAAGAGGCUUGCUGACGCAGCAGCACAGAGUGGAGGAGGAGACGACAUGAUCACUGUUUAAGAAUAGAUAGAUUGGUGGAGAGGUGAUACGGUUCAUCUUUUCAUCCCCUUCAAUUUUUUUUUUUCUUUUCCCUUCUUUCGGUGUAAUUCUUUUGUCUUUCCUCUGUUUGAUACUCUCUCCCCCUUUUUGAUUUUUCUUUCCCUCCUUUUUUUUUCCUCAAUUAAUUGAAGAUAUCAAUCAGGUAAAAAAGGAAAGCAGCAAAGCCGAUAAAAUGUAAUUUAAGGUGUAUGGAAUCUCUUAGUAAUAUAUACUGCAGAUUGAGAAUCUCUGCUGGGAUUGCGGAUU